AUGCGCGCCUUCAAGUCCUGCGUCUGGCUGCUCUCAGCCAUUGGCGCUGCUGCGUCCAGCAGCUGUAACCCAACUGCCGGCGUUGAGUCUCUUGUCAAGCGCCGUCUCCCACAACAUGUAAACUCGUUUGAGUUUGUCUUGGAGCCUACACAAGGCUCUGGCCUUACCAAUGAUAGCUAUACCGUCUCCUCGACAAAAGAUGGAAAGGUUCGAAUUGAGGGUACAACGACCAGUGCUCUGAUCUCUGGCCUUCACAAAUAUCUGUCGAGCGAGGCUAAUGUUGACAUCUGGUGGUACUUGGGGAGCCAGUUGGAUCAAGCUCCGAAAAAUCUUCCCAAGCUCAAAUCUCCCUUGAAGGGUUCUAGUGUCGUUCCUUACCGCUACCACUGGAACACUGUCACAACCUCUUAUACCAGCGCCUUCUGGUCAUGGGAGGACUGGGAGACGCAGCUGGACUGGAUGGCCCUUCGUGGUGUCAAUUUGGCCCUUGCUUGGAUCGGUGUUGAGAAAAUCUUCAUCGAUGUCUUUACUGAAAUUGGCUUGAAUGAUGCGGAAAUCGACUCUUUCAUCAGUGGACCUGCUUUCCUGGCAUGGAAUCACUUUGGCAAUAUUCAAGGUUCGUGGGGCGGAUCUAUGCCUCGAUCUUGGGUCGACAGCCAGUUCGAUCUCCAGCUCAAGAUCUUGGAUCGUAUGGAGGAGCUCGGCAUCACCCCCAUCCUGCCAGCCUUCCCAGGAUUCGUCCCCCGCAACAUCUCUCGCGUGUUCCCGGACAUUUCUUUGUCAACGAGCCCUAUCUGGUCAAACUUUGGUACGGAAUUGAGCGCCGACAUCUACAUCAACCCAUUUGACCCGCGCUUUGCUCAGUUGCAAAAGCUCUUCAUCAGCAAGCAGCAAGAGCUAUAUGGAAAUGUCACAAAUUUCUGGACUCUAGAUCAGUUCAAUGAAAACCAGCCGCUGUCUGGUGAUCUAGGAUACCUUCAAAACGUCAGCCACAACACCUGGAGUGCCCUCAAGGCUGCCGACCCCGAGGCCGUCUGGGUUAUGCAAGCCUGGCUGUUCUCGAGCGACAGCGCCUUCUGGACAAACGACCGUAUUGAGUCUUUCUUGGGUGGUAUUCCUGUAAACUCAGAUAUGUUGCUCCUCGAUCUGUUUGCCGAAUCCGCUCCUCAGUGGCUCCGGACCAACUCUUUCUAUGGCAAGCCUUGGAUCUGGUGCGAGCUUCACGAUUAUGGUGGCAACAUGGGCUUGUAUGGCCAGAUCGAGAAUGUCACCAUCAACUCAAUGGAUGCGGUGCGCAACUCGGGUUCCCUCGUUGGGUUCGGUUUGACAAUGGAAGGCCAAGAAGGCAACGAAAUCAUGUAUGACCUGUUGUUGGACCAGGCUUGGAGUCCUAAGCCUAUCGACACCGAGACGUAUUUCCAUGACUGGGUGUCGACCAGAUACGGCACCAAGAAUGUGAAGAGCCUGUACACUGGAUGGGAGCUUCUGAGGCCCACCGUGUUCAAUAACACCAAUUUGACGAUGAAUGCCGUGCAAAAGUCGAUUUUGGAGCUGGUUCCCAGCACCACCGGUCUCUUGGGUCGUGUCGGCCACCAUGGAACCACCAUCACCUACAACCCAGCGGUCAUGGUUGAGGCUUGGACCGAGCUCUUCAAAGCCGGGCUGCAGGAUAUCAAACUAUUUACCAACCCGGCGUACCAGUACGAUCUUGUUGACUGGACUCGCCAGGUUCUCGUCAAUAGCUUUGAAGGCCUCUAUAAGGAUCUCGUCGCGGCAUACAACAGCGCCGCAAGCUCCAGCGUUAUCAAGUCUCGGGGUGCCAAGCUCAUUGCUCUUUUGAGGACUCUCGAUGCUGUGCUCGCUACCAACGAGCACUUCCAACUCACCCCCUGGAUCAACGAGGCUCGUGCAAGUAGCCCAUCGACAGCCGACUUCCUUGAGUACAACGCCCGCAAUCAAAUCACUUUGUGGGGUCCUCAAGGCAAUAUCGAAGACUACGCCUCGAAGCAGUGGGCUGGGUUGGUUGGCACUUACUACGUCGAAAGAUGGCAGCAGUUUAUCGACUACCUUGCAACUACCAAGCCCUCAAACUACAACCAGACCGCCUUUCACCAGAAGCUGCUGGCAUGGGAGACGCAAUGGGGACAGCAGAAAUCUACCAAAAAGACUGCAAGCACGGGAUCUACCGAUAUUCGGUCCGUUCUGGACACAACCAUCAAGACGUGGGGCAGCCUUUUCAAGCUUUAG
Molecule: messenger RNA, 2247 nt
Organism: Trichoderma virens Gv29-8
Lineage: Eukaryota; Fungi; Ascomycota; Sordariomycetes; Hypocreales; Hypocreaceae
Product: glycoside hydrolase family 89 protein
Exons: 3
Coding region: 1-2247 (748 amino acids)
Source: RefSeq, a predicted model, not a curated record